UCACGCUGAGCUUUGAUGCUGCCCUGCAUAAGGACAGGCAAAGUGCUUCACUUCAUGCUUCCGUAGACCCGCGGAAUCUGCCGUUGGGUCGGGAAUUUGACGAGCGACGUAAGCCCAGAGUUCUUCAGCGCAGGUUGGGAGACCCAGAGGAAGGGUCCACAUGGAGAAAUGGGCGAGAUCCGAUGCCGUCCAGGCCUUCCGAGGCUUCCUACAGCCGAAGGAGCCCAUCGAGUCAGGCUCCAGAUUUGACCGUGAGGAGAAGUUCCUGGAUCAUGAGAAGAACUUUCUAGAAGCAGCCAAGAGAGGCGAUGUGGACACUUUAAAGGCCUUGGGAAAGGUAGUAAAGAUCAAUACCCAGAAUGUGGACGGCCGUGCAGCCCUGCACUACGCAGUGGCGGGUCAACACCAGACAGCUGUCAGAUACCUCCUCCAAAGAAGACCCAACAUCGACCUGAAGGACAAGUACGGGUUGACCGUCAUCCACCUGGCAGCCUGGUUUGGAUCUCUGGAUAUCCUGAAGCUGCUUGUCACGGGAGGUGCAGAACAGAAGGUUUUGAAUCAGGAGGGAUGGAACAUCAUGCACUGCGCAGCCAUCAACAACCACACCGACAUCGUCGAGUACAUCGUCAAAGACCUGCAGAUGAAGGAGCUGGACAGGAGAGACCAGGCCGGACAGAGGGCGUUUGCCCUGGCUGCCAAACACGGCUGCGAUGAAACGCUCACGUUGCUGAUGGACGAGGAGUACAACAUGGCCACCAUGAGGCCAAACAAGAACGGCGACACACCUCUCCACCUGGCUGCCAAGAACGGUCACCUGAGCACCGUCCAGCUCCUGCUGCAGAGCUUCGAGACCCGGAACCAAACCAAUAAGGCUGGGGAGACAGCUCUGUCCCUGGCCGCAGACAGUGGCCAUGAGGACUGUGUUCUGGCCCUACUGGAGGCAGACUGUGACCCCAACAUCACCACGGCAACACGCAGUACACUACAUCAGAUUUCAGAGAGGGGAGACGAAUCAAUGAUCCGAGUCUUCCUACAGAACUCAAACCUAAUGGACGUUCAAGACCAGUACCUCCAGAGCCCUCUUCACGUGGCGGUGAAGAACUCUCAAACCACGGUCAUCUACGCUCUCCUGAGGUCCGGGGCCAACGUGAACCUCACUGACCAGAGGUCCCAGACCGCUCUCCACCUGGCGGCCGAACUGGGCCGGGCUGAUAUCGUGGAGAUGCUUCUGAAGGCAGGGAUGGACCUGGCCAUUCAGGAUAGGCAGGGUAAGACAGCCCUGGGAGUUGCAGCUCGAGCCGACGAGGUCCUCAUCGUGGACAUGAUCAUCAAAGCAGAGAGAUACUUCUCGUGGAGGAGCGCCAUUAGCCUCACCCACUCGGAGCUCAACGACGAGAGCCUUCACGGCCAGUCCCCGCUGACGUUUAAACUGGACCACCGCGCCGAGACCAAGCACAUGCGCGCCACCGCCUGGCGCCUGGCGUACAGGUUCCUCAAGCCACGGGCCUGGAAGAAGCUGGCGUCCUACUGGGGCUUCACCAAGCAGCAGGUGGAGGCCAUCGAACAUCAGUGGACAGGUGAGCAGAGCUACCAGGAGCAUGGGAACAGACUGCUGCUGAUCUGGCUCCACGGGGUGGACAUGGCAGCCAAGAACCCAGACAAGGAGCUUUACCAGAGCCUCGUAUCCACCGGCUACAAAACCACAGCAGAUAAGAUGAGAAUGGAGACAGAGAGCAGGUGGAUGAGUCAUUGUGUUCCGUCCUGAUGCUGACUGUCUCCCUGUCUGUGGACGAUGAU
Messenger RNA from Hypomesus transpacificus, 1797 nucleotides. RefSeq names its product ankyrin repeat and death domain containing 1B (gene ankdd1b). The transcript is spliced from 15 exons. Bases 161 to 1765 code for a protein of 534 amino acids. Gene Ontology annotation, molecular function: protein binding. The record is from RefSeq and is a predicted model, not a curated record. NCBI's taxonomy places the organism in Eukaryota, Metazoa, Chordata, Actinopteri, Osmeriformes, Osmeridae. Gene Ontology annotation, biological process: signal transduction.